Phycodurus eques (leafy seadragon) is the source of this 7266-nucleotide messenger RNA. RefSeq names its product La ribonucleoprotein 1, translational regulator (gene larp1). Gene Ontology annotation, biological process: mRNA stabilization; positive regulation of translation. Gene Ontology annotation, molecular function: RNA cap binding. Gene Ontology annotation, cellular component: cytosol; cytoplasmic stress granule. NCBI's taxonomy places the organism in Eukaryota, Metazoa, Chordata, Actinopteri, Syngnathiformes, Syngnathidae. The coding region runs from base 283 to 3465 and encodes 1060 amino acids. The record is from RefSeq and is a predicted model, not a curated record. The transcript has 21 exons.
GAGAGCGACCAUAUUGCUGCUAGUGGCGGAGGUAGGGUUGUUCUCCCCCCCGCCCCCCCACCGUAAAGGCCAAUCGAACGCCGUUCUUUUUACAUUUUUGUUUUAUAUGUUUAAACCAAACGUGGACGUCUGUGCCUUGGGCGGAAGCUCGUUUGGAAUUUAAGCGACAGAGGAGCGGGCGAACAACUUCACUUUUCCCCAUUCGAGCGAAUUCAGACCGGGGGGGAAGAAGGCGGAGGACUGGUAAUCCCGAAGGGGGUGGGAGAACGACGGAGGUUGGAAAUGGCCACUCAGGUGGAGGCUCCUCUCCUGCCGGGCAACUCGCUUAUCCAAGCGGAAGAGCACGGCAAAGUGAUCCGCGGCCAGCCAGAGCUGGAGGUCGACGGGGCCAAGCGGGGCCAGGCGGCGGGUGUCGCCGGGGAGGAGGAGGAGUGCUUCGGGAGCCCGACGGAGGCGGACUGUGACAGCGAGGCCAAGUCCGACGACGAGAGCGUUAAAAGCCGGAAGGAGUUUACCGACGCUCCCCCGCCCAAGGUGAACCCGUGGACUAGGAAAAUGAACGCGGUGACCGUGGUCAGCGUCAACGGACAAGCACAUCACGAGUCUACGGGUCUCGCCAAGGUGGUGAAAGCAGGCAACCCCCCCAAGGCCAGACGUGGAGGAAAGGUCGGGGACUUUUGCGACGCCAAUAGCUGGCCCACCCCGGGGGAGAUCGCAACUAAAGACAUGCAGAUCGAGGCAGUGACACGGACCGUGUCCUGCCCACCGACUGUCAGGCAGGUCAAAGACACGUGGAGAUCCACUGCCUACAAGAGGACGUCCACCAAGAAGGAUACGAAGGAGAAGCGCGAGAGCAACGAGGAGAGCAAGGAGAACCUGAAGACCAGCAAGUCGGACGACUCUGGAGAGGAGAAGAACGGAGACGACGACUCCCAGAAGAACGGGCAGAAGAAAAAAGGAAACAAACAAAAGUGGGUUCCCCUGAUGAUCGAAGGUCCCCGGGAGCGCUCGGCCUCCCGGAAUAACAGCAGGCAGAAUGAAAAUCCACGCCUGCCGCCCAACGCCAGGAACGACCUCCGAGACUGGCACAGUCAAAAGUACGAGCGGGAGUGGCGCGACGACCACGACGAGGUGUCGAGCGUGAAGAGCGAGGGGGCGCCAUUCCGCGGCGGCUUCAGGGGCCGCGGGCGCGGACGUGGAAGAGGCCGAGGCCGAGGACGAGGCCGAGGCCACUACGACUACCACCAAAGCUACAAGUUCUACGAUAUGAAAGACGGACCCUACGGCCAGAAGUACAGCAAUUCUGUCACCUACUACUACGACAACAUGAGCAGCAGCGACCUGUACUCUGUGGACCAGCACCUGCUCAAGGACUACAUCAAGAGGCAGAUUGAGUAUUACUUCAGCCUAGACAACCUGGAGCGCGACUUCUUCCUGCGCCGGAAGAUGGAUCAAGAAGGCUUCCUGCCUAUCGGACUGAUCGCCAGCUUCCACAGAGUGCAGGCCCUCACCACCGACGUCAACAUCAUUCUGGAAGCUCUGAAGGACAGCAAGGAAGUGGAAGUGAUCGACAUGAAGAUCCGUCGGAAGGUGGAGCCCGAGAAGUGGCCUCUGCCGGGCCUCACUGUGCCCAACCACACCGACUUCUCCCAACUCAUCAACUGCCCCGAGUUCGUCCCCAGGCAGCCCACCGAGGAGCCUACAGGGUCUCGCAGGGCCUCGACACAGACGCAACACCCACCCAAGCCCGAAUCCGACACGCCCUCCAACCUGAAGACAAUGCCCAAGGGCCUCUCCGCCAGCCUCCCUGACCUAGACUCUGAGUCCUGGAUCGAGGUCAAGAAGAGGCCCAGACCUUCGCCAGCUAGGCCCAAGGUCAGCCCAGAGAAGGCGCCCUCCUCACAGCAGCAGAGGGAAAAAGACGACGCCAGCCGCUCGCCACUCCCUCAGUCUGGCUCCUCGCCCUCUCCCGCCACCCCAGGAAACAAGGAGGGCGGCGAGCAGGACGAACCCGAGGAGCUGGACUUCAUGUUCGACGAGGAGAUGGAGCAGAUGGACGGUCGGCGCAACACCUUCACCGACUGGUCGGACGAGGACACGGACGGCGAGAUCAACGACCACGACGUCAACAAGAUCCUGAUCGUGACGCAGACGCCGCCCUACCUGCGCAAGCAUCCCGGCGGCGACCGCACGGGCCACCACACGUCGCGCGCUAAGCUCUCCAGCGAGCUGGUCAAGGUGAUCAAUGACGGCCUCUUCUACUACGAGCAGGACCUGUGGGACGACACGUAUGAGCCCGAGUACGCCACCAUCAAGCAAGAGGUGGAGAACUUCAAGAAGGUUCACCUGAUCAGCCGCGAACAGUUUGACUGCCUGACCCCCGAACCUCCCGUCGACCCCAACCAGGAAGUGCCCCCCGGCCCCCCGCAACCCCAGCAGAUCCCUACAGACGCCUUGGCAAACAAACUCUUCGGUGCCCCCGAGCCCUCGUCGAUAGCGCGGUCACUCCCCACGACCGUGCCCGAGUCGCCCAACUACCGCAGUGCCCGCACGCCCCGGACGCCGCGCACCCCUCACCGGAAGGACGCCACCAUGACGCCGCGCUUCUACCCAGUGGUCAAGGAAAGUCGGCCUGUUGACGCUAAGACCCCAAGGAAGCGAAAGACCCGGCACAGCUCCAACCCGCCCAUGGAGUGUCACGUCGGCUGGGUGAUGGAUUCCAGGGAGCAUCGUUCCAGAACUGCAUCCGUCAGCUCCAACGCCAGCCCGUCCGAGGGCACCCCUGCCUUGGGUAACGUGGUCUGCACGCCGCAGUCUCUCCCCAAGUUCCAGCAUCCAUCCCACGAGCUGCUCAAGGAGAACGGCUUCACGCAACACGUCUACCACAAGUACCGCCGGCGCUGCCUAAACGAGCGGAAGCGGCUCGGAAUCGGCCAGUCCCAAGAGAUGAACACGCUGUUCCGAUUCUGGUCUUUUUUCCUGCGGGAUCACUUCAACAGAAAGAUGUACGAGGAAUUCCGGCAGCUGGUGGUGGAGGAUGGCAAAGAAGGAUACAGGUACGGUUUGGAGUGCCUGUUCAGAUACUACAGCUACGGUUUGGAGAAGAAGUUCCGGCCGGAUAUCUUCAAGGACUUCCAGGAGGAGACCAUGAAAGACUACGAGGCUGGUCAGCUGUACGGACUGGAGAAGUUCUGGGCCUUCCUCAAAUAUUCCAAAGCCAAGGCCUUGGAGAUCGACCCCAAGCUGCAGGAGUGUCUGAGCAAGUUCAAGCGUCUGGAGGACUUCAGAAUUGACCCGCCAAUGGAGGAAGGAGGUCGCCGAAGACACUCGUCCAGCGGGGACAGCCGCCGCCGCCACCCCUCCCACCCUUCCAGUCGGCCCCACAGUCAGAACAGCUCCGGCUCCAGCCCCGUGGGCGCCACCGCCAAGGACGAUGUCAAACCCGACGCCAAGACGCUCAAGUAAAAACGCAACCGGGGCCCACACACGGAUAUCAAGUCACAUGCCGCCGGUUCUGGAGGGAGGCGAGGGCCACCACAUAAGCUCUCCUUUGACGCAUCACUAUCCUGGUUUUUUUUUUUUUUUUUUUCCCGAUGAUGACAUGCUUGACGGAUGAGUGUUAAAUUCUGAAUAUUUUUUUUUUUUUAUUCUUUUUUUUAAAUGAGGCAAGCAAGGAAUGAGGUGUCAAACACGUUUUGUUUUUUUCUUUGCAGAUCAUUGCCAGUCCACCAGGUGGACUUUUUUUUUUUUUACGGUUCUUUUACCAUCCACUAAUUGUUUCAUUAUCUCUCGAUUUUUAUUUUUUUUUGUUUGUUUUUGUUUUUUGUUUUGUUUUUUAAAUGGUGUAGCGGCAUCCGGAGACAAUUUUCCGAUGAGCAUGUGUGACGGACGACGGCCCUGCUGACGUGAGCGGACCAAAGCGCCUUCAAAACGAUAUUUGAUUUGCUGGAUUUUUUUUUUUUUUUUUUUUUUUUGGUGAGGAGGAGAAGAAAAAAAACAAAUGCUUAAAAAAAUAAUAGAGGAGGAGAAACAGACUUGGUUGAGAGUUGCCUUACUUUUAAUGGUUUUCCCGUUAUUUUUCGGAGCACGUUUUGCCAAACUGCUUGAACUGUCUUCCAAAUGUCAUUCGGGUCCUGUUACGAGUCCUGUGAGUCCCACCUUCGCUUUUGUCGUGUGGCUUUGUUCGUGCUUAAGCGCACCCGCGUCCCAUUGGAGGAGAUUCCCGGACCUUUUAGGGAGGGGCCGGGAAUCCUGACAUUGUUUUUGUGUGUCCCAUCCAUCAUCUUCAUCCAUCCAUCAAGGACUGGAAGAAUCAAUAAUCCGGAUUACUUGAAGAAGCAGGAAGGUGCCAAGUGCUCUGGGUGGAGAUCGGGGAUUUUUUUUUUGGGGUGGUGGGGUUUGCUCUUUCUGAUUGACCGCCCCACACAAACACAUGCAGCUCGGCUCCUCGUGGACGUCCUCCCUUCGAAAAUGUAAAUGUGAACUCGACCGAUGAAGAAGAGAACUUUUCGCCGGACGUAUUUCUGCCUUACACGUGUAUGUACUCAUUAACAUGUUAAUGCUUCUGGAUUUUGGCGGUAUCGUUAGUGUGACGGAGGCGGAAUUAUUUUUUUCCUGUUCCUUUUCCCUUUUCCAAUUGACGUCUGGAACAUCGAAUGUGUAUUUAAAGUGACAAAAGGGAACGAAAAAAAAGCUCAAGCGAAUCUUGUUUCAUGUUGAAAUUUGUUAACCACCCCCACCUUUUUCUUUCGUCGAUUGGCGCCUACCCCCACAGUUGGAUUUAAAUUUUUGGGGAACGCACAGUCUUAAAACAAAUCAGUCUACUUUCUACUUUUUUUCUUUUUUUUUUGGAGCCUUCCUGUCACGCAUUGGAAAAAGACUGCAUUUCUUUGCCUUCUGUUUUUUUGUGUACGUUCGUUGGAUGUUUUUGAUCUUCCAGUGCAAGCGGAGCCGGAUAUUCCCCCCCCCGCCCCCCCUUUCUUCUUCUUCAGGGAGACUUGGAUGAGUUUUACGAGGCUUACGAUGGAUACAUCAGUGUUUUGCGGAGGCUUGACAACAAAUGAGAGCCGGGAGAGGGGAGAAAAAAAAGGAUAUAUAGAUAAGUGAAAACUGCGUGGUUGGCUGCAGAUGCGCUCACUCCUCCUCCACCUGUCGGGACAUUUGGAGGAUUUCGGGGACCUUGCGGGAGUUGUUCACCCCCUUGAACAAACUCUAGGGGGCGCCGCACCCUCAACGCGAGCUGGCUGCAAAAUGGUGAAGUGGUGCUGAAGAUGCAACUCGGAAAAACAAUUUAAAAAGAGUGCAGCGGCGUGUGAGGAAUAUGGCUGGUUAUGAUGUCUGCAGAAUGAAAAAGUACAAAAAUGUCAUAAAGCCAUAUGAAAUAUAACAAAACAAACAAAAAAAACUGUAUAUGAAGCGUUGAAAUUGUUCACUGCAUCACUCGAAAAUAUCUUUAGGCUUGUUCAUGAGGAAAAAAAUGUGAAAACGACCAAAAAAAAGUGAGAAAAAAAGUAUAAAAUGGAAAAAAUGUAAACUACUUGAAUGAGAUCUUGUAUUAUAACAUUUAAUAUUCACUAUCCGCUUUGUAGGCUGAUGUGAUUCGCUAUUAUUAUUAGUGUUAUUUGUAAUUUGUAGUAAUUAUGCUUUUUCCUUUAAUAAAGAAAAAAAAAAACACAAAACGGACAAAAAAAACCUCAAAAACUUCGCCUGCCGAGUCAUCAUUUCCAAGCACGUGGUUUCAAAAUGAACACAUCUGUUGAGAGAUUUCUCAUUACAAUCAAUUUUUUUAAUGGUUUGGGACACGUGAACAUAAAAUACGCAAAUGGUUCAUUAUAAUUACAAUUUCUACACGGUUACACAUGAAGUACAUGGAGGUUUUUUUUUCCACCUCUUCCAAUCAAAGUCUGCAAAGUUCUGAUUGGAUGGCUCUAAAUCAUUUUUUGUAGGGUGUAUUAACACUGAUAGUUUUUUUCCCGAUCUUGGAAAACCGGAUGUCAAUCGGGAAUGUUAAAGCGGAGUUUGUGCAUACCGACAAUUUGAGCCACAUUCUUCAAUCAAAGUCAGUAAAGGUCUGAUUGUUGGAUGUCUCAGAUUAUCCUGAGUAAAUUAUUCUUGUGGUGUGGGGUAUUUAACCUCAAUGAUCUGCAGGCAAAACAAUUGGGGCUGACUGUCGUAAAUCUUAAAGCGGGGUAUACAGAUGCUAACAAAUGGGCCAAACUUAAGCGUUUUUCCUUCCUUCCGAUAAAGUCGGUAAUUCCGAUUAUCAGUUGUCUCAAAGUGUAUCCCAGUGGUGUGGGGUGUGUUCAGUGAAAAUUUUCCUCCCUGAUCUGCUUUGAAAAUAGUUGGGCACUCGUAAAUGUUAAACUUGUUCAAUAUUUACGAUAACUGCCUAUUUUCUACUUUUCACAGCAGUCUGGAGGCCCUGUGGAACUGUGUUGCCUCUCACAGGUCAGUCUUGGUACAACAACAGACAUCUGGUCUGUUGAGUAAACUCAUGAUUGUGGUGUGCUGUGUUGGUCAUUUUAAAUACACACCACACGAUAAGAGCAGUGGUGUCUCUCAGGGCUACUAAGGGGCACGGUCGUGGGCAGAUUUCACAGGAAGUUACCAGAACCAAACUGUGAAUGGCCGUCAGUAAAAACAAAGUGCAAACCGUAAUUAAGUUACAAAAAGUCUAAAACUGAUCAACAGGUUUUACAAAAAAAAAAAAAGAAUUAAGAUGGCUUCAAGUGACGCGUUGGGCAGUCACUGGCCCUUCUUGGGGGUGUCGGGGAUGCUCUCGGUGAGCGGGGUGAGUCCGGUGAGCAAGGUGUGGCGCUCGUACUGCUUGGUCUGCCGGAACUUGGCGUCGGUGCCGUGGAGGCGGUCCAGCACGCCGAACACGCCGAAACACUGGUUGUACCUGGAACAAAUGCUGUGAGUUAAAACCAAGCUACGCUGCCUCCGCUUUAAAAGACGCUGUACUGUGAUUACGGUGUAGUUAAGGAGUGACGUGAGAACACCCCUCGACCACAGUCUGAAUUUACAGUUAGCUAGUUUCUCUCAUUUUCAAGCAGAUUCUACUAUUCAAUAACAUCACAUAUCUACCAGGAAUGUUCUGCAGAAGGCUGACUGACCUGAGGUGGUGGAAGUCGUGGUAUUCUGGUGAGGGCAGGAAGGGCAGGUGGUAACCGCAGUGGGAGAUGGUGGUGCUGACCAGCGCCAGGCAGUACCACAUGCACGUGCUGGACACGUGCGAGCCCAGCAGCACGGGCCCCAUCACCACCG